UCCCUCCUUUCAAUGUCCUCCCUCAUAUGUCUUCUGCUUGCAAUGCGGGAUGAUGUCUGCUGCUUUGAGACUUAGAAGAAUGUCACCUCACAGGAUUGCUCUUGUAACCCUUGUGUUCCUUAUGCUGCCAUCUCAGGGAUCUACAUUAACAAAUGACUCUCCAUUUCUUCUGAUGAACAAAGCUUCUGGGUUUUGCUUGGUAAAAAGAGGCACCCGCUGCACGGAAGUUCGCUGGACGACUGGUAACCGACUUUUAGUGGUUCUGACCAAAAAGUGCCUCGGAGCUGAAGGUGAAAGUGUGGGGAGCGAGGUUAGCCAGCAUGACUGUGAUGAAAAGAACACCCUGCAGAUGUGGGAGUGCAGGAAUGGAACGCUGCUUGCUCUCAAAGACAAGCCAUUCUAUAUUCAGGUCAAACCUGAUGAGUCGAUUGUUCUGUCCAAAACUGUUGGGCCAUACAACCACCUCACCAUUACGGGAACAUCUAGUGGUGCCUGCACAAGAACACACAGAGAGUUGUACACCAUUGGAGGGAAUGCUUUUGGAAAAAUCUGCAUGUUUCCCUUCUUGUACAAAGACCGGUGGUAUGGAGACUGCACAACGUAUGACUCCAAAGUGAAGCGCAGUUGGUGUGCAACUGAAACCAAAUUUCAAAAUGAAAAGUGGGGUUACUGCCCAUCUUCUUCCACAGAGCACUGGAGCAAGAAUAUUGUUACCGGAGCAUAUUACCAGGUGAACCAGCAGUCAGCUCUGACCUGGGCACAGGCUGACACCAGUUGCAAACAGCAGGCUGCAUCUCUGGUUAGUAUAGUUGAUCCCAUCGAGAAAGCCUUUAUCACAGCAUUAACAGCAACAGGAAGGAACAAGGUCUGGAUCGGGCUGGUUUUGGACUCAGAACAUGGCUGGCAGUGGACUGAUGGAAAGCCUUUUCGCUAUCUAAAGUGGGAUAGCGGACACCCACUUCCAAAUCCGGGACACAACUGUGCGGUUCUUGACACUGCAGGCCAAUUCUCUUGGCAAAGUUCCUCUUGCACAAAGAAGCUUGGCUACAUCUGCUACAAAGGCGGAUCGCCACCAGCUCCUCCGCAAAUUGAGGAAGGAUUUUGCUCAAACCCUUGGAUCCCCUACAAUGGACACUGUUUUCACCUUCAGCGUAAUACAAUGUCAUGGCCUGAUGCUCAGAGAGAGUGUCGCAAAGAAGGGGGUGACCUUGUGAAUAUUCGCAAUGUGGAGGAUCAAAGCUUUGUCAUCUCACAGCUUGGAUAUGCGUCCAAUGAUGAGCUUUGGAUAGGACUGAAUGACAGAACCACUGAAGGGCUGUUUGACUGGAGUGAUUACACAACUGUCACCUUCACCAGCUGGGGAUUUGGGGAACCAACUGUGUCCAUUGAAUCAGAAGAUUGUGUUCUUAUCACAGGAGAGAAUGGAAACUGGGCAGACCGUUCCUGCGAUGAAAAGAAGGGGUUUAUUUGCAUGAAGCAAAGCGCCAUUGAAAGAACUGGAAAUGAACCAGAUUUGGACAUUGGCUGCAAAGCUGGCUGGAGAAGACAUGGUUCGUUUUGCUACUUUGUUGGAACUGAAACAAAGAGCUUUGAUGAAGCUAAUGAACACUGCAAGACUUCUGGCUCUUACUUAGCUGAUGUCUCUAAUGGGGUGGAUAAUGCCUUCCUUGUGAGUCUGGUGGGAUUGAGACCAGAGAAACACUUCUGGCUCGGUCUCUCAAAUCAGAAUAACAUUGAAGUGUUCACCUGGACCAAUACAGAGUUUGUGAGAUUCACACACUGGAAUGCUGGAAUGCCAGGUAACAACCAAGGUUGUGUUGCCAUUGCUACUGGGUUUUCAGCUGGACUCUGGGAUGUACUGCCCUGCACCAAUAAGGAGAAAUACAUCUGCAAACACAUGGCAGAGGGGGUGGUGGCAACAGUUCCACCCCCAACCCAAACUCCUCCCCAGUGUCCAGAAGGUUGGAAUCGAGUAGGAACAAGAAAUGUGUGCGCAAAGUUUUUUACAGGGCCACGAUCAGAAGAGAAAACUUGGUUUGAAGCCAGAGAUUACUGCAAAGCCAUAGGAGGAGAUCUGUUGAGCAUCCACAGUGCCUCUGAAAUGGUGUUAUCAAGUAGAGGGGGUAAAGCUUGGAUUGGACUCCAUGUUGAAGACCCCAAUACUGGUUUUGUAUGGACGGACGGGAGUGCGUUAAACUUCCAGCACUGGCAGGAAGGGGAACCGAACAAUUUUAACAAUGAUGAAUCAUGUACCGAGUUUGUGUUACACAACUGGGACGAGAACGGCUCCUGGAAUGAUCUGAACUGUGAAAGUUACAAUGACUGGUUGUGUCAGAUUCGAGCAGGAGUAGUUCCAAAGCCGCCUCCCAACAAUACAGCAGAAGAAAUUAACACCACUGUAGAUGGUUGGAUUCAGUGGAAAGGGAAACAAUAUUUUCUGAACAGAAUGUCUAAAUCUAUGGAAGAGGCUCGUGCUUUUUGCAGGGAGAGACACGGUGACUUAGUAUCAUUUACCAGUAAAGAGGAGAAUAUUUUCUUAUGGAAACAGAUAUCAAGAAGCUAUGGCUCAUGGUAUAUAGGUUUAUCAGUGGAUCUUGAUGGGUCAUUUUGGUGGAUGGAUGGUACCCCUGUGUCAUAUCAAAGAUGGGAAGAGGAUCAGCCUAAUUCUAAUGCCUUUGAUGAGAACUGUGUUACUAUGGGUUAUCAUAUGGGAUACUGGCGCACUACUAACUGUGGAAGAGAAUCUCAAUUUAUCUGUAAAAGAUCCAACUCGCCACCGGUAAACAGCACAGCAGCCCCAACUAUGCCUCCCAAGGGCGGAUGCCAACCUUCAUGGACAAAAUUUGGCACAAAGUGUUAUAAGAUUACGUACGAACGCCAGAUCACAUGGGAAGAGGCAAGAACUCAGUGCAUCAGUAUUGGAGCCAAUUUAGUGUCCAUUCCAACGAGACAAGUGCAAGCAUUUUUGAUCACUAGAAUGCUCACAGCAACAAAUACAGGUCUAUGGAUAGGUUUAAACAGCCUAAAACAAGAGGGAUUUUUCUGGACUGAUGGCAAAACACGGAAGUACACCAACUGGGGUUAUGGUAAAUUUCAACGACGUCCUGGAUCAUUUUAUCAAAGAUGGGAUGAGGAGGAGUGCGUGUUAAUGUCCACCAAUUCAGCGACCGGGAUCGGCAAAUGGCUGAUAAAGUCCUGCAAUGACACAAAUGGAUUCAUAUGUGCCAAAAAUAUUAACCCAGGUUUUCCAGGUAACACAGAUCCAAUUGAUCCUCUCAUCUAUCAACACCUGGGAAAUGAUAGCAUUAAGGCUGUGACUCAAAAUCUGACCUGGUACAACGCCAAGAAACAGUGCGAAAGUGAAAAGGCCAGUUUGGCCAGCCUACGAAAUGAGUGGACAAAUGCCUAUGUUGAACUACUGGCUUUGACCCUCAAAGCUCCUCUGUGGAUUGGACUAAACAAAAAUGAGACUCAAGGUUAUUUCCGGUACAUUGAUGGCUGGCACCUGAGCUCCAGCAACUGGGCCGAAAAUGAACCAAGCAGGGAUAAACCAUGUGUGUAUGUAGAUGUUGAUGGAAAAUGGCGAACAGCUUUCUGCAACCAGACUUUGAAUAGUGUCUGCAUGCAGUCUACAGAUGUUCCACCUACAGAGUCCUCUGUAUUUCCUGGAAGCUGCCCUGAAGAUACCAAUGUGGAGUACCAGAAUAGUUACACUUGGCUGCCAUAUAAAGGCAAUUGCUAUUUGUUUGUGACAGAUGAAAUUGAAUGGGCAGAUGCAGCUAGCAGCUGUGUAAGACAUGGUGGAGUUCUGACAAGUAUUGAAGAUCCUUCAGAGCAACAAUUUCUCCAAAGCAACAUAGAAGUAUUCCAAGACAGCCACAACUCAUUCUGGGUGGGUUUGUUUAAAACACACAAAGGGACAUGGGCAUGGUUAGAUAAAACAGUCUUUGACUAUAGUAACUGGGAUGAAGAUGAGCCUGAUUCUGAUUUUGGAGCUAUCAGAACUACAAAUGGGAAAUGGAAUUCAGGCCGCAGAUGGCAUGAUAGAUCAUAUAUUUGUAAAACACCUAAAGUUAUACUCAAUGACUUACCAUCGAAAUCAAAACAAGAAGGAGGUGACAAUCUACGCAGCCGUGUUCACACAAGUUUGGUGGUUGUGAUGCUCAUUGCCAUCUUCUCCACACUGAUGGUUGUUGCCUUCAUGGUCUACAAGAGAUCUCCUCGCUCCUUCCCCACCUUUGACAAUCCACUGUACUUCAAUGGCGAUAAAUCUCCGCCUGACGUGGUUGACACUAAUAAACUGAUCGAGAAUGCAGAACUUCCCUCAGAAAAGCUGGAGCCCAUUUUAACUCUGUGAUUUAGGAAUUUGAAAAAUGAACAUCUUGCAAUCUAGUUUAAAAUGAAUUUUACUGUAUACACACACAACUAUGCUUAUAUACUGUGUUUUCACUGCAUAUAUCCAGUAAUUUAACAUUUACCGUACUUGUUAUUUCUCUUCCCAUGGUUGAAUGUAUAUAAUGGCUAAAUCCAAGGCUCGUUUAAUAGAUGCUGUUUAUUGCUAUUACUGUGUUAAUGUACGAAUAAAGUCACUAGAUGUCACUGUUAAGAAAAAGAUACUAAAGCUUUUCACUAUUCUACCAUUUAUUUUUUAUAAUGUUUAAACAUUGUAGUAUAUCCUCUUGUCAUCAGAAAAUAUAAAAUUUUCUGUCUCAUUUUGUUGA
Cyprinodon variegatus (sheepshead minnow) is the source of this 4721-nucleotide messenger RNA. RefSeq names its product macrophage mannose receptor 1-like. Lineage: Eukaryota; Metazoa; Chordata; Actinopteri; Cyprinodontiformes; Cyprinodontidae. The transcript has 31 exons. Bases 50 to 4357 code for a protein of 1435 amino acids. The record is from RefSeq and is a predicted model, not a curated record. Gene Ontology annotation, molecular function: signaling receptor activity.